UAAGGGUUUCUUGGAGGUCGCGUUUCUCCUCACUCACCCCAUUUUCUCUUUGCAGCUGCGAAGAGAUACAGCGGGACGCAGGUAGAGAUAGAAUCCCACUCUGUCUCUAUCUCGUCGAAAAUAACCUCCAAAAUCGAACAUCCUCCAUCUCAAUCCCCUCUCUUUUCUCCGCUUCGAACGAUUCCUUCUCUCUCUCUCUAAAGCUUUCUCUCUCCUCAUCCCUCUUUGUGAACGCUCAUCAACGGAUUGCAUCGGUAGAGUUAUGCAGGCAGAUCAGACGGUCAUAAGUUUGAGACCAGGUGGUGGCGGUGGCCUUCGCGGAAGCAGAUUUUUUACCCCUCGCUUCGAUUCCUCCUCCGCUGAUUCUUCGUCGCUUCGUCCACAUGGCGGUGUUGCUUCAAUCCUCAAGGCCGGUGAUCUACGGUUCGAAGGUCGUGAGCGAAUCCAGUACACUCGAGACCAGCUUCUGCAGCUUAGGGAGGUUGCAACAGUCUCUGAGGAUAUCAUGAAGAUCAAACUAGAAGUUGAGACUGAGAUACUUGGGGAGGAUCAAACAUGGGCUCGUGCUGAAAGCAAUCAGCAAUCACAAUCUCAAGGCCGUUACUUUGAGCCGGACAGUCGAGAUUGGCGUGGUCGAUCAGGACAGUUACCCACCACAGAGGAAGGAUCUUGGGAGGCAAUUCGCGACAACAAGGACUUGACAGGACAAUCUUUGCAAGACUCAAAUAAUAGGACUCAAGUUUCUGGUAACCAAGGGGUGGGUACUGCAGCUGCUCUUAUCAAGGCUGAAGUUCCUUGGUCAGUUAGAAGAGGUAAUAUCUCAGAAAAGGAUCGUGUUUUGAAGACAGUAAAAGGUAUACUCAAUAAAUUGACUCCAGAAAAGUUUGACGUACUCAAAGGUCAAUUGAUUGACUCUGGAAUUACAUCUGCUGAUAUUUUGAAGGAUGUUAUUUCACUUAUAUUUGAGAAGGCCGUGUAUGAGCCCACAUUUUGCCCUAUGUAUGCACUUCUGUGCUCCGACCUUAAUGAGAAGCUUCCUUCAUUUACAUCUGAUGUGCCUGGGGAGAAAGAUAUCACUUUUAAACGAGUUCUCUUAAAUAUUUGCCAAGAAGCGUUUGAAGGUGCUGAUAACCUGAGGGCAGAAAUCAGGCAGAUGACUAAUCCUGAUCAGGAAAUGGAAAGAAGAGAUAAAGAAAGAAUGGUUAAGCUUCGAACUCUAGGAAACAUUCGCCUGAUAGGUGAGCUUCUGAAACAGAAGAUGGUGCCUGAAAAGAUUGUUCACCAUAUUGUUCUGGAACUGUUGGGGCCUGACCCCAAAAUAUGCCCUGCUGAGGAGAAUGUUGAGGCUAUUAGUCAUUUUUUCAACACAAUAGGUAAGCAACUGGAUGAGAGCCCAAAAUCUCGGCGAGUCAAUGAUUUGUAUUUCAGCCGAUUGAAGGAGCUCACUGCAAACACCCAACUAGCACCUAGGUUGAGAUUUAUGGUCCGUGAUGUUCUUGAUUUACGGGCCAAUAAAUGGGUACCUAGACGUGAAGAGGUGAAAGCAAAAACCAUCACUGAAAUUCAUUCUGAGGCUGAAAAGAAUUUAGGGCUUCGUCCGGGUUCGACUGCAAUGAUGAGAAAUGGCCGUAAUGCUGAGGCACUUGGGGGUCCUGGUGGUUUUCCUGUUGCUGGACCUGGGUUUGGGGGUAUGAUGCCUGGAAUGCCUGGAACCAGGAAAAUGCCUGGUAUGCCUGGACUUGAUUCAGACAAUUGGGAGGUUCCUAGAUCCCGAUCAAUGACAAGGGGCGAAAGCGGAGGUCAUACUCAGGCUUCUUCGCGUGUCCAGUCAUCACUAGUUGGCAAAACAUCUUCCAUUAAUUCUAAAUAUUUACCUCAGGGAAGUGGUGGUGUAAUAACUGGGAAAACAAGUGCUUUGCUACAGGGUAGCGCUGCUGCAUCUCCUGCCCGACCAAGUUUCGUGCCUGGAACACAGCCUGUCGCCCACAACCCUAAACCAGUUGCAUCAGUCAUACCUUCUCCUCAGAAGCCUACAGCUCCUUCUGUAGUAUCCAAUUCUGCUGAUCUUCACAAGAAAACCGUUUCGCUGCUCGAGGAAUACUUCAGCGUACGGAUUCUUGCUGAAGCUCUACAGUGUGUAGAGGAGCUGAAAGCCCCAGCUUAUCACCCAGAGGUUGUUAAAGAAUCCCUUAUCAUAGCACUUGAAAAGAUUCCACCAUGUGUAGAUCCAGUUGUUAAGCUUCUUGAGCACUUGCUCCACAAGAAUGUCUUUACUGCAAAGGAUAUUGGCACGGGGUGCCUUCUAUAUGGGUCAUUGAUGGAUGAUAUCGCCAUCGAUCUACCGAAGGCACCAAACAAUUUCGGUGAGAUUCUCGGGAAGCUAAUAUUGAUCGGGGGCCUGGAUUUUGCGGUCGUGAAGGAGAUUCUUAAGAAGAUGGAAGAUAACUACUUCCAGAAAUCCAUUUUUGGUGGUGCUAUGAAGAGCCUCAACUCUAGCCCUUCUGGAGAGGGAAUUCUGGCAACUCAAAGUGCUGAGAUCCAGGCAUGUGAAACUUUACUUGCAUGAAUCGAGUCACGUGGGAUUGAUUUCCCUUUACGUUUUUGAUAAAAAAAAUUUCAUUCCAUGUUUACGUUCCCAUUGCAAAAGACAAAUAACUGAUCAUUUAUAUUGAGUUGUAUAUUUCUUCUUUUUUUGGGUCAUAUCAAGUAUCAACUUUGUUGAGUAAUUAGGAGCAAAAGUUUCUUGUGCUUCUCUCGCCCGCUCAGCUCAUCGAAGACGUCUCGGGUGGCUUGAGAAUAACAGGAAUUCAUGAUGGGUCCAGUUACAUUAGAUUUUGAAGUUAUAUGAUGUACCAAAUACAUUGCUUGUUGUACUUUAGCCCUUAUGUGGCCCCUCAGUUUUCACCUUAAUAAUCUCUGUUUUGCUGUUUCCUUU
Cucurbita moschata (crookneck pumpkin) is the source of this 2935-nucleotide messenger RNA. RefSeq names its product eukaryotic translation initiation factor-like. The record is from RefSeq and is a predicted model, not a curated record. The coding region runs from base 263 to 2566 and encodes 767 amino acids. The transcript is spliced from 9 exons. Gene Ontology annotation, cellular component: eukaryotic translation initiation factor 4F complex. Lineage: Eukaryota; Viridiplantae; Streptophyta; Magnoliopsida; Cucurbitales; Cucurbitaceae. Gene Ontology annotation, molecular function: translation initiation factor activity; protein binding; mRNA binding.